AUUUACACUGCUGUCAAAAAAAUGCCCAGUUCUCUCCAACUGGUCAUUCUUGUGACGGCCUCGGUAGCAGCCGCAGUGGCAGAGGUGUCAGCCUCCAUGAACCCGCAUCGACUUCGGUUGAAGGCCACUAAGAAGCCCCCUCAAGGUGGAGAAGGCACCCACCAAACGCUACCUUCCCGUCUGGGUGCCCGCCAGACCACCACCAUCACUGCAGUCCCCUCCACCAAGGAGACAACUGAGUCUCCUAUGGAUGCUUAUUCUUCGUCUCCCACUGACAGUACCACCUACCCUAGCGAGGCAUACUCCUUGGACUACCACACCGAGGCUAUGCUGCCCCCUGGAGUGGGCCCAAGGAACUACACACUGGACUACAAUGAGUGCUUCUUUAACUUCUGUGAGUGCUGUCCACCAGAGAGGGGCCCUCCAGGACCCAUCGGAGAGAAGGGGUCAACAGGUGCUUCAGGACAAAAAGGAGAGACAGGACCUCGGGGACCAAUGGGAGAAAUAGGUCUGCCUGGAGCUCCUGGGUCGCCAGGAGCUAAAGGGGACAUGGGUGAGAAGGGGUUGCCAGGAGUACCAGGUCUUGCAGGGACAAAAGGAGAUAAGGGUGAACAAGGACUUAGAGGGGACAAAGGGGACAUUGGUCCUCCAGGACUGAAAGGUGACCCAGGAGACACAGGGGAACCUGGCCAGAAUGGAACCAAGGGAGAAGCUGGUGAACCAGGCAUGCCUGGCUUAAUGGGGCCUGGGGGAUACAAUGGCACGAAAGGGGAAAAGGGAGAAAAAGGGGAAAUGGGAGAAUCUUCUACUGUGGACAAGGGAGAGAAAGGUGACAAAGGUGAACCCGGACCACCAGGUCCAAAGGGUGACAUAGGCAUGCCAGGAAUAAAUGGCACAGACGGGCCUCCAGGCACUAAGGGUGAGAAGGGAGAUCUUGGCCCACAGGGUCCACAUGGACAGCAGGGUACAAAAGGACAACCUGGACCACCAGGCCAAAGAGGCAUGCACGGUAUGAAAGGCAUCCGUGGUGUGAAAGGCCUCCGGGGCCAAAGGGGGGUGAAGGGCUCCAAGGGCGAGCCGUUCAUUCAGAAGCGCUCAGCCUUCAGUGUGGGUCUCUUCCCCAGCAGAUCGUUUCCUCCCCCUGGUCAACCCGUCAGAUUUGACAAGAUUAUCUACAAUGAGGAGGGCCACUGGGACUCCAACAUCAGCAAGUUCAAUUGCACCUAUGGAGGCGUCUACGUCUUCUCCUACUACAUCACUGUGCGUAACCGCCCGCUGAGGGCAGCCCUGUUGGUGAACGGCAUUCGCAAGCUGCGCACCCGCGACUCCCUCUACGGUCAGGACAUCGACCAGGCCUCCAACAUGGCGCUGAUCCGGCUGUCUACUGGCGACCAAGUGUGGCUCGAGACAGUGCGUGACUGGAAUGGCGUCUAUUCAAGCAGCGAAGAUGACAGCACCUUCUCGGGAUUCUUACUUUUCGCUGAUGCCACUAAAGACUGA
This is a messenger RNA of Electrophorus electricus (electric eel), 1500 nucleotides long. It is a transcript of the gene otol1a, whose product is annotated as otolin 1a. The record is from RefSeq and is a predicted model, not a curated record. Lineage: Eukaryota; Metazoa; Chordata; Actinopteri; Gymnotiformes; Gymnotidae. Gene Ontology annotation, molecular function: protein binding.